Molecule: messenger RNA, 3246 nt
Organism: Rhodotorula toruloides NP11
Lineage: Eukaryota; Fungi; Basidiomycota; Microbotryomycetes; Sporidiobolales; Sporidiobolaceae
Product: nitrite reductase (NAD(P)H) large subunit
Exons: 16
Coding region: 1-3246 (1081 amino acids)
Molecular function (GO): nitrite reductase [NAD(P)H] activity; 2 iron, 2 sulfur cluster binding; heme binding
Source: RefSeq, a predicted model, not a curated record
AUGGUCGGCAUGGCGUUCAUCGAAAAGAUGCUCGACCUCGAUAAGGACGUCGGACGGUACUUCUUGCGGACUUGCGGCGAGGAGGACCACCUGGCCUACAACCGCGUUGGCCUUACAGAGUAUUUCCAACACCGUAACGUCAGCGACCUCUACCUCAACUCGCCUAGUUGGUACGCUUCGCAGCUUCCCGACCGCUUCGCGUUCUCGACGGGCGAAAAGGUCAUCGAGAUCGACCCGCUCAACAAGAACGUCUUCACCUCGAAGGGCAACGUCUAUCAAUACGACAUCCUCGUCCUCGCAACGGGCUCGAACGGCGCGCUUCCGCCCUACAUCUCGCCAGCUCAAGCCGCCGAGACCAAAGGUGUCUUCGUCUACCGCAACGUCUCCGACCUCGAGGCUAUCAUGGACUACGCCGACAAGCCUGAGAUUACUCGCGCUUCUGUUGUUGGAGGUGGACUGCUCGGCCUCGAAGCCGCAAAGGCAGUCUACGAUCUUCCGACCAUUCCCGACGUCAACAUCCUGAUCCGCCAGAACUACCCUCUCAACCGCCAACUUGACGCCAGCGCUGGCGAGAUGGUGCUGCACGAGAUUGAGAAACUGGGAGUCAAGGUGCUCACGGGAUGCGAGCCGAAGGCGAUCACGACCGAGACGAACGAGGCGGGCGACAAGGUCUUCACUGGCUUCCAGCUGGCCAACGACGAGACGCUCGAAAGCGACUUGGUCAUCUACGGUAUCGGCAUCUCGCCCCGCGACGAACUCGCUGCGGCUGCCGGCAUCAAAGUCGCGUCUCGCGGCGGCAUCGAGGUCGGCGAUGACUUGAUGACCUCGGCUCGCGACGUCUACGCGAUCGGCGAGUGCGCGAGUUGGCAGGGAAAUACCUAUGGCUUGAUUGGCCCGGGCGUCGAGAUGGCCGACAUCCUCGCCUUCAACUUGACGCAGACGGUCGGACACGCCCCUCGCAAGAUGAAUGCGCCCGACCUCUCAACGAAGCUCAAGCUCAUGGGCGUCGACGUCGCUUCCUUCGGCGACUACUUUGCGGACGAGCGACUGGCGAAAGAGGCGGCUGCGGCUGAGGCUGCUGCACAACAGGCUGCCCCGAAGGAAGAGCACGGCGUCGCCAUCUCGACGGUCAAGCCGAGCCGGAAACGGCCUCGCAACACCCGCAACGACCCGAUCAAGUGCCUCACCUAUUCCGACCCCAUCUCGGCAACCUACCGCAAGUACAUCUUCACAGCGGACGGCUCGCAUCUUCUCGGCGGCAUCAUGAUCGGCGACACCGGCGCUUUCACCAAGCUCGUCUCGAUCGUCAAGAAGAAGAAGAAGCUCGAUGUACCGCCUUCGCAGUUCAUCCUCGGCGCGAAGAAGGAGGAAGACGAUGGGGCGGACCUCGACGACGAUGUUGUCGUCUGCUCUUGCCAUGCGACGACGAAGGGCGCCAUCAGCCAAUGCGUCAAGAAUGGAAUGACGGAGCUGGCGGACAUCAAGUGCAAGACCAAGGCCGGUACAGGAUGCGGUGGCUGUCUCCCGCUCGUCACCAACAUCUUCAAGAGCGAGAUGAAGAAGGCUGGUAACGCUGUCUCGAACAACCUUUGCGUCCACUUCAAGAUGUCGCGAGUCGACCUUUUCCAGGUGGUCAAGGUCAAGCGGCUGCACGACUUCCGCUCGAUUAUGCGCGCCGCCGGCUCGAAUCCCGACUCUAUCGGAUGCGAGCUGUGCAAGCCGGCCGUCGCCAGCAUCCUCGCCUCGCUCUACAACGAUUUCGUCAUGAAGCCUCGCCACCACGGCUUGCAGGACACGAACGACCGCUUCCUCGCCAACAUUCAGCGCAACGGCACUUUCUCCGUCGUCCCUCGCAUUGCAGGCGGCGAGGUCACGCCCGAAGGCUUGAUUGUGAUCGGUCAAGUCGCCAAGAAGUACGGCCUAUACACGAAGAUUACAGGCGGACAGCGUAUCGACAUGUUCGGCGCGCAGAAGGCGGAUCUUCCGGCUAUCUGGGAGGAACUCGGCGCCGCUGGCUUCGAGUCUGGCCACGCCUACGGCAAGAGUCUCCGUACCGUCAAGUCUUGCGUCGGCUCGACUUGGUGCCGCUACGGCAUCGGCGACUCGGUCGGCCUCGCCAUCGACCUCGAGAACCGCUACCGAGGCGUCCGCUCGCCGCACAAAUUCAAGGGUGGCGUGUCUGGCUGCGUGCGCGAGUGCGCUGAGGCGCAGAGCAAAGACUUCGGGCUCAUCGCGACUGAUAAAGGCUGGAACCUCUUCAUCGGCGGAAACGGCGGCGCGAACCCUCGUCACGCCGUCCUCUUCGCCAAGGAUGUCCCGCCUUCGAAGGUUGUCAGGCUCGUCGACCGCUACCUCAUGUUCUACAUUCGCACUGCCGACAAGCUGCAACGGACGGCGCCUUGGGUCGAGGGCUUCGAGGGCGGCAUCGACAAGCUGCGCAAGAUCCUCAUCGACGACGAGCUCGGCAUCUGCGCCGACCUCGAGGCGGAGAUGGACAACCUGAUCGGAACGUACCAAGACGAGUGGGCAACGGCCGUUCGCGACCCAGAGGUUCGCAAGUCGUUCAAGCAAUUCGCCAACACGGAAGAGCGGCGGCUCAACUCGGAACUCAUCACCGAGCGAGGGCAGCAACGACCUGCCGACUGGCCGAAGAACUUCCCCGGCCAGCGAUUCGAGGUUAAGGACAUUCGGACGCCUCGCUCGCAGUGGCGGUACGUCAAGCUGGCGAGCACGGGUGAUCUCUCGCCGACGGAGGAGAACACAACGUCGUGCGCUGUCCGAUAUGGCGAGGACUCGCAGCUCGCUAUCUUCCAUGUCCCCGGCAAGGGGUACUUCUGCACGCAGCAGAUGUGUCCUCACAAGCGCGCCUUCAUCCUCGAGCACGGCAUCGUUUCGGACGACGGCAGCGGCCACCUCUACGUCUCCUGCCCUCUGCACAAGCGCAACUUCCGCCUCGACAAUGGCGACUGUCUCAACGACGAGGAGUACAAGAUCCUUGCGUUCGAUGUGAAGGAGGAGAAUAGCGACUUGCUCGUCCAGGUUCCUCCGCCUGACGAGCUGGACGCUCUGAUUGGGUCGUCGAAAUGGAUGGUGCGGAAGGCGACUGCCGAAGCGUUCGGUCGCAACGCAGCGACGGCCAUCGAAAUCGUCGGACCGUCAGGCGAGGUCGACGAGGACAAGAAGGCGGCAGGAACGGAGUGCGGCGAGGCGGACAAGUCUUGCGGGACGCACAAGCUCGAGUGGUAA